Messenger RNA from Fragaria vesca subsp. vesca, 2772 nucleotides. Its product is annotated as probable L-type lectin-domain containing receptor kinase S.5-like. Lineage: Eukaryota; Viridiplantae; Streptophyta; Magnoliopsida; Rosales; Rosaceae. Gene Ontology annotation, molecular function: ATP binding; protein kinase activity; carbohydrate binding. Gene Ontology annotation, cellular component: plasma membrane. The transcript is spliced from 6 exons. Gene Ontology annotation, biological process: protein phosphorylation. The coding region runs from base 1 to 2772 and encodes 923 amino acids. The record is from RefSeq and is a predicted model, not a curated record.
AUGAACAAUAUUGUGAAAUAUGUGAAGGCAAUUGUAGUCAAAAAUAUUGGUCUUAGUCCUUUUACUACUGCAAAGAUUGCGGCUUUGAUUGUUAUCCUUGCUGCAUUCUGGGCAAGCAGAAAAAGAGGAAAAAGGAAAGAGGAAGAGUACGUGUCCUACCUUUGGAUAAGAAGGUGGAAAUUGUUCCUUGUGAGCUUGAGGUGUACAAAGAGAUUAAACACUGUAAAGAACACCGUCACUCGAUCUGUGACUUCUAUAACGUUCUUUGAUAUGAACAUAAACUCAAUUCGUGAGGUAAAUUGGCACGCUCCUAAUGCUUUUGAAUUCAAGGUCAACACUGAUGGUGCUGCUCGUGGAACUCCGGGGCCGGCAGGCUAUGGUGGUAUGUUCCGGGACCACUUGGGCAAUUGUAUGAGUUGUUUUGCUGGUUCCAUGGGCAUUGCUACUGCCUUAGAAGCGGAGCUUCAAGCCAUUAUUCAUGCAAUUUCUAUGGCUUCAAGAAAGGGAUGGCGUUCACUUUGGAUUGAGUUCGUUUUUCACAUAUUCUUCGUGAAGGGAAUCAGGGCUUACCUAAUUUUCACAUUGCCUGAAUUCGAUAUGCUUGAUUCUCAUUUGGGUUGGUGGUUACCUUCAGUAGAUGUGGGCUUAGAUUUUAAUGGUAUAGGUUUCAUGGUUACUGAUGUUUUGGAGAGGAAUCUAUCUUCUCUGAAACUUGAAAAAACUCGCUCUCUUUCUUUUGUCUCAAGCUUCAUCUUCCUGAAAAAGCUAUUGAGCAAGAUGCAGUUUUCUUCACUGCAAACCUUUGUUUUCUUACUGCUAGCUCUUUUUUGUGGUGCUCUUACUCAAACAAGCUGCUUGAAUUUCAACUAUCCAACAUUUGAAGACAAAGUGGAUGACGAAGAUUUCAUUAUAUCCAAAAACUCAAGCAUAGCUUCGGGUGCCAUCCAAGUCACUCAUGAUUUUUCUUGGUCUUCCAUCAGCAAUGAAUCCGGAAGGUUUUCAUAUAAGCAGCGAUUUAAGCUGUGGGGAGAUGGUCGUCGGAAAAAAGCUUCAUUUAACUCUACCUUCGUAAUUAACAUCAGUAACAAAACAAAUCCGGGUGCUGAAGGCCUGGCCUUUAUCUUAGCUGCCAACUCUACUCUUCCGGAGAACAGCAAUGGACAAUGGCUUGGAAUUGUAAAUGCAAAUUCCAAUGGAUCUGAUCGAGCCAAAGUUGUGGCGGUAGAGUUUGACACAAGUAAAAGUUAUGAGCAAGAUCUGGAUGACAACCAUGUUGGUGUGGAUGUAAAUAGCAUUUACUCCCGCAGCCAAGAGAGCUUGACAAGAUAUGGCAUCAAGCUUUCAAAUGGUACAAGUUACGCAGUGACAGUUCAGUAUGACAGCCAGAACCUCACCAUCUUUGUUUCUCACACCAAUGAAAAUGGGGAGCAAAUGAAGGAUCAGGUUUUGUCCCUUGCUAUUAAUCUCUCAGAGUAUCUUCCGGACAAGGUUUAUGUGGGAUUCUCAGCUUCCACGGGCAACAACACCCAGCUAAAUUGCAUAAAGUCAUGGAGCUUCACCUCUUCACAUAUAGAUGAAAAUCCAAACCUACUGUGGGUUUGGAUUGUAAUCCCAGCAGCAGUAGUAAUGGUUGUCCUAGCAGUAGUUGCUUCUUGCAUCUACUGGAGAAGACGAGGGCAAAAGGAAUUACUGGAGGAUGCAUAUCCCAGGAUAGAAGAUGAGAUUCAAAGAACUGUCUUGGCUCCAAAAAAGUUCGAACUGAAAGUACUUCAAAGAGCUACAGGCAGUUUCAAUCCCAAGAACAAGCUUGGAAAAGGUGGCUUUGGAACAGUAUAUAAGGGACUCUUGGGAAAUAAAGAGAUAGCGGUCAAGAGAGUCUCAAAGGAUUCACGUCAAGGCAAGCAAGAAUUCAUAGCAGAAGUCACCACAAUAGGAAGCCUUCGUCACAAAAAUUUGGUUAAAUUGAUUGGCUGGUGCUAUGAAAGCCAUGAGCUUCUUAUUGUAUAUGAGUUGAUGCCAAAUGGAAGCCUCGACAGAUUCCUAUUUGGGGAUGACAAGUUAGGCAAAGAGAUGGAGGUACCACCACUGAGCUGGGAGAGAAGGCACGGCAUCAUAAGUGGGGUAGCUCAGGAACUAGAUUAUCUUCACAAUGGAUGUGAAAAGAGAGUACUACACCGAGACAUAAAAGCCAGCAACAUCAUGUUAGAUUCAGAUUUCACUGCACGGCUGGGAGACUUUGGAUUGGCUCGUACACUUCAGCAAAGUGAAAUAACUCACCACUCCACCAAAGAGAUUGCAGGAACACUAGGUUAUAUGGCCCCAGAAACAUUUCUUACAGCAAGGGCUACAGUUGAAACAGAUGUCUAUGCAUUUGGUGUUCUUGUGCUAGAAGUUGUCUGUGGAAGAAGGCCAGCUGGAAAUCAACUUGAGCAGAGUAACUACAACAAUAGCAUAGUGUAUUGGCUAUGGGAUCUUUACAGCCAGGGAAGGGUCCUUGAUGCAGUGGACUCAAGAUUGGAUGGAGACAUAGAUGAGGAUGAUAUACUGUCCGUGCUGACUUUGGGGUUAGCCUGUUGCCAUCCCAACCCACAUCAGAGGCCCUCCAUGAGAACUGUUCUUAAGGUUCUUACCAGGGAAGCAGAUCCUCCGUUGUUGCCAACUGAAAGACCGGCUUUUGUAUGGCCAUCCAUGCCUCCAUCAUUCAAAGAGGAUACAGAAUGUGAUGUAGCUGGAGGUCAGCUUACUCCAUUCACAGUACUCGGUGGAAGAUGA